Molecule: messenger RNA, 3054 nt
Organism: Homarus americanus (American lobster)
Lineage: Eukaryota; Metazoa; Arthropoda; Malacostraca; Decapoda; Nephropidae
Product: metalloreductase STEAP4-like
Exons: 11
Coding region: 234-2024 (596 amino acids)
Biological process (GO): copper ion import
Cellular component (GO): plasma membrane; endosome
Molecular function (GO): ferric-chelate reductase (NADPH) activity; cupric reductase (NADH) activity
Source: RefSeq, a predicted model, not a curated record
GGUGAGGGUCAUGGGAGCGUCAGUCGUGCCUCCUCCACCUGCUCUCCUCGUUCCGUCGUACCAUCAGCGUGGCGACUGACAAAGUGACUAAAUGGAGUGAAUCAAUCAUAGUAAUGCGAGACAAAAUCGUACUCACGACAAAGAGCGAAACGUUACGAAGAUGAGAACAUGAGGAUAAGACACGCCAAGAAGAGUGUUUACCGGUAGCAACAGAUACUGAAGUUCCUCACACUAUGUAUAACGACAGUGAAAAGGGAGUGAAGAGAAAAUAUGGCUCCAGAUUUGGACAAAACGAAAGCCUUAACAGCAAGAGGGAAUCCACCCUUAGCCUUGAUGACCUCAGUCUGGGGGAGAGUGAGAUCUCCCUGCCGUCCUUCUCGACCAACAGCACUCUCCCUGUCCACGAGGCCGACUUCAACGCACACAAUCUAUCUGCCGGUUUCGGAGUCCAACCGAAGUCUAAAGAAAUUCUGGGUCAAAAUGUUACGAAAGGAUUCCCUUACGAUGAACUGAAAGCGGAGGAAGAGAAGGAGAGAGUUAUCGGCGUCAUAGGCAGUGGGGAUUACGGCCGCGCCAUCGCAGGCAAGAUUGCACAGGCUGGAUACACAGUGCUGAUUGGCUCCCGCGAUCCUACCAAUCCUCAGAUACAAGACUUGGUGAGAAAGAAAGCGGGCACACGGCUGGUGACUCAGGAUGAGGCAGCGAGGGCCAACACGGUGGUGGUGGCUGUAGGGCACGACCACUACCAACGCCUCCCUCUCUCACUCCUCCGUCAUAAGGUGGUGAUUGACGUGGCCAACUCUACCUCCCCACAACCACUCAGUUUGCCGAGCUACGCAGAGAAGUUGCAGAGUUUGUUGCCAGAUGCGUUUGUAGUGAAGGCUUUCAACGUGCUGUCCGCCUACGCUCUGGAGAACAAUGUGCAACAGGCAGCCAAGCAGGUGCCGGUAGCGUCAGACUGGAAGGAUGCUCGUGGUCGUGUGCUGGAGAUGGUCAAACACAUGGGGUACUGUGGUGUGGACUUGGGCCCACUGAGGGAAGCGCGGUACAUUGAGGCCAUCCCACUACAGCUCAUUCCUGCCUGGAGGACCCCACUCAUUCUGGUCACUGCUCUCUGGCUCCUACACUACCUUGUCCUCCUCUUCAAGUUCCAGGUGUGUGGAAGUGUUAAAGAGGGUGAGUCGUGGAGGGAUUCAACACUCAAGCAUUUGGCUCUCCUGAACUUCAACCGUACUACAGCCAUCACUGCUCUCUGGACCCUCACUCUGUGUUACCUCCCUGGUGUGGGCGCCGCCUACUUGCAGCUGAUAUGGGGCACCAAGUACAGACGAUUCCCAGGGUGGCUCGACAACUGGCUCAAGAUGAGGAAACAACUCGGUCUUCUCAUGUUGUGGCUCUCUGUUGUUCACACUUGUCUCGGUCUCGCCAUAUGGUCGGGCGACUACGAUGCCUUGGUGUGGGAGCCGGCGACUGUCAUAUCUGUUGACGUCAAGGUCAACAGCACCUCCUUCGUGACUAGAGAAAUAACUAUUCAUAAUUCCAAAAUGAGUCUUCAGGGAGAGUUAUUCCUCACAAUGGGGACGCUGUCGAUGUGUAUUACCUGCAUCCUGGGCGUGUCAUCACUACCAUCUGUGUCAGCCACCCUGACGUGGAGAGAGUUUACCUUCAUACAGAGCAAGUUAGGAUGGGUAGCACUGCUGACAGCCACCGUCCAUGACGGUCUAAUUGGGUGGGGAUUCUCUCACUCUGACUACACCGUGUGUUCCCUCCCCUCCGGUGCUCAGUACGCUCUACAUAUCCCGCUACUGACAAUUCUACUAAAGAUGCCUCUGUUGUGUCCGUGUGUCGAUAACGCUCUUCAGAAGAUCAGACGAGGCCACGACAGAAAACCAAGACCCAGGCCUCCCUCAGUACUGCCCUCAUCCACCACUACCACCCACCUCGACAUGACCAGGAGGAAACGAGACCAUAGAGCGUGGCAGUCACAACACGUACAAGUUCAACCCUACGUCAUCCAAGCCUGAGAGUUGCGCCUCAAGCCAGGUGUACUGCUGUCUGUUCUAUCAUCUUGUCACUUUUAUCAAAAUUAUACAUCUGUUACCAAAAAAAAAUAUCGAGUUACCAGAGAAGCAAUUCAGCUGUAUGGUAUAAGUAAUUAAUAACAUCAUUAUUAGUCUUAUAAUUUUGUUUGUCUCUUUGUAAUUGACUACGUUCAAGGAAUGGAUGAAAGACAAUUAUUUGAAUAUUUAAAAAAAAUAAUGUCGAAAUCACUCCAUUCAAAGGUUUCACAGAACGAGAUGAAUAAUUUUAAUGAAGAUCAAAUAAUGUUACAACUUAUUUUAUAGUAAGAGACAAAAUGUAUAAGUACUGUGCUGUGUAAUAUUCUUCACGGCACAUCACAGAAAACGACGCCUCCAGAUCAGCAGCCCCGAGCAAGUCAGUACAACUAGAACAUUCAGUUGGAAAAAUGGAAAUGAUGAAACUAUGUGGGAACUUUUCUUAGAACUUUCUUAUAUUACCUCAAGUGUAAACUUUUACUGCUUCACUGGAAAUGUCGUCAUGGGGGCAUAUAGCAUUCAAAUUUGUAUGUUACUAAUACGAUCAGUCGUUUAUUGGGUGACCUUAAAUGGUAAGUUUGUUUUUAUUCUACGAUGGUGAAAUGUUAACCAUUCUCAAUCAUUAUUAUAGACGCACAUGAAAGUGGACCCAUUGGCUGAGACCUCAUCGCCAGUGAGUAAAUAACAACUAUAAAAACACAUUACUCGAAACACAAAAGGAAUUCAUAAUCGUAACCAAGAACGAAUGGAUUAUCACACCUAACCUAACCAAACCAAACCAAACCAAACCAAACCAAACCAAACCAAACCAAACCUAACCUAACCUUUUGUGAACUUGUAGCCCACCACUGUAGAUGUUAUUUAUACAGCUCUGAUAUUUACUGCUGACAGGGACAGUAGACAUGGAAACGUCCCAUUCCAUCGGCCUCUGUACAUACACGUCCUACCUCAACUGUUGUCAUCCUUACAUCACACAUUUCAAAAUAAUUACACUUCA